CAUAGUUGUCCUAAUCCUAAUCCAAAAUCAACGAUACUAUAAAUAAAAAAAGAUGGCUGCUCCUCUUUCUCCUUCUCAUAAACAAAGUGAGAAAAACUCAACGCAUAUAAAUAGCCACCAAUCCCUUCAAUAAUCCCUAACCAAAAAAAAAAUUCAAAAAAAUGUCAAAUUCAUCUACCAUGUCUCCUAACGGUGACGUUAUGUCACCGUUAAUCCAUCCGCUGGUGCAGAGAGCACCAGCGGAUGGAUAUUCGAAACCAAAAAAAGUAACAAUGGAUCAAAUGUUAGAAAAAUAUUGUGGUGAAUUUGGGUGGUGGCAAUUUAGUCAUUUCAUAUUAACAAGUUUAGCUUGGGCAUUAGAAGGUAUACAUACAAUGGUUAUGAUUUUUGCGGACCGUGAACCGGAGUUUCGUUGUUUAACGAACCGGUGUGAUUCAACCGUAAAAACUGUAUGUGGACUUGAACCGGGUUCAUGGGAAUGGACCGGUGGAGUUAAAAGUUCGACCGUUUCAGAAUUUGGAUUAAUUUGUGGACACAAAUAUAAAGUUGGGCUUGUUCAAUCCUUAUUUUUCGCUGGCUGCAUGAUAGGUGCUGGAGUAUUUGGACAUCUAUCAGAUUCCAAAUUGGGAAGAAAAGGCUCUCUCACUAUAGUUUGCAUUUUGAAUGCAGUCUUUGGUUGUUUAACCGCAUUUUCUACGGAUUAUUGGACAUAUACCUUAAUCCGCCUUCUAUCCGGUUUCAGCACGGGCGGGACUGGCCUGUGUGCAUUUGUUCUUGCUACUGAACCCGUUGGCCAGUCCUGGCGUGGCGUAGCUGGAAUGUCCACUUUCUAUUUUUUCUCUGCCGGUAUAGCAAUGCUAUCGGCCAUUGCUUAUUUCUUCCAAUCGUGGCGAUCUCUCUACAUUGCUUCAUCAGUUCCAUCUGUUAUGCUUGUUAUCUUAGUACUUCCUUUCCUCCACGAGUCACCUCGUUGGUGCCUGGUGAGAGGGAAAGUGGAUGAAGCCAUGAAGAUCAUGCGCACAAUCGCUAAAUCCAAUGGCAAGCACCUCCCUGAUGGUGUUGUUCUUGCCCUCGAUAAUGAAGUGAAUGAUGAUGACUCUCCUGAUACUCAAUCCGAGUCCAAGGAAGCGCCAAAUGGAUCCUUACUAGAUGUACUGAGGCUUCCUUUGACGAGAUUCCGGUUGUUCUUAGCAGUGGCUAUUAACUUCUUUUGUUCAGUUGUCUAUUACGGGUUAAGUCUGAAUGCUGUCAACCUCGGAACCAACCUUUACCUCAACGUUACCCUUAACGCGGUCGCUGAGAUGCCUGCCUAUUUGAUAACAGCACUAGUGUUGGACCGACUUGGUAGAAAGCCGUUAGCAAUAUGGACAAUGUGGUUCAGCGGGAUUUUCUGCCUAGCCGGAGCCUUGAUGAAGGGUCAUGGGACGUGGAAGGUGGUUCGGAUGGUAUGCGGAGUUUUAGGGAUAUUUGGCAUGGCUGGGACUUACAAUUUGUUAUUCGUGUACUCGAUGGAGUUGUUCCCAACCGUGGUGAGGAAUGCUGCGUUGGGAUGUGCAACGCAGGCGUCACAAAUGGGGGCGAUUUUGGCGCCCCUAGUGGUUGUUUUAGGGGGUGGGAUACCAUUUGCUGUGUUUGCAGUAUGUGGGAUUGCUGGAGGCUUACUAGUAGUGUACUUGCCAGAGACUUUAAAUAGGCCACUAUAUGAUACGAUGGCUGGAAUGGAAGAAGCUGAAGCGGAGAAACCAAGCAUUCUAUCUUAAUUUGCUGGUUUCUUGAAAAUUCUCUAGUUUAUUGUUAGUAUGUCAAUGUAACUUCGAUGUUGGGAGAACUAUUUAUGAGUUGCCCUUAGAGAAUUAAUUACUUCGGUGUAAUAUUUAUUAAUCAUCUUAUGUUAGGUAGUUGAACGCCCUUUGCGAACAAAAUUAUGUAGUAUGGUCCAAUAAGAAUCAUUUCACCCGGUUAUAUAAUAUCAUGUUACUUUCUGUAUAA
Messenger RNA from Capsicum annuum, 1989 nucleotides. RefSeq names its product organic cation/carnitine transporter 4. The record is from RefSeq and is a predicted model, not a curated record. Lineage: Eukaryota; Viridiplantae; Streptophyta; Magnoliopsida; Solanales; Solanaceae. Gene Ontology annotation, biological process: transmembrane transport. Gene Ontology annotation, cellular component: membrane. The coding region runs from base 162 to 1760 and encodes 532 amino acids. Gene Ontology annotation, molecular function: transmembrane transporter activity. The transcript has 2 exons.